Messenger RNA from Amblyraja radiata (thorny skate), 1262 nucleotides. RefSeq names its product actin related protein 2/3 complex, subunit 3 (gene arpc3). Lineage: Eukaryota; Metazoa; Chordata; Chondrichthyes; Rajiformes; Rajidae. The coding region runs from base 116 to 652 and encodes 178 amino acids. The record is from RefSeq and is a predicted model, not a curated record. Gene Ontology annotation, cellular component: cytoskeleton; Arp2/3 protein complex. Gene Ontology annotation, biological process: regulation of actin filament polymerization; Arp2/3 complex-mediated actin nucleation. The transcript is spliced from 7 exons.
ACGACGUGCGGACGCGCUCUCGGACGGUCGACGUGCGCGCUCCCGGCAGGGUGGGACAACCGGAAGCGACAGACACUGAGUGAAAGGGUUGUGUCGAUCCGUUGAAGUUUGCAAAAUGCCGGCUUAUCAUUCAACCCUCAUGGACCAGGAUGUGAAGCUCAUUGGAAAUAUGGCAUUAUUGCCACUGAAAACUCAAUUCAAAGGGCCAGCUCCAAAAGAGACCAAAGAUCUCGAUGUAAUUGAAGAAGCCAUCUACUAUUUUAAAGCAAAUGUUUUCUUUAAAAACUAUGAAAUAAAGAAUGAAGCUGAUAGAACCUUAAUUUAUAUCACCCUCUACAUCACUGAAUGCCUCAAAAAACUACAAAAGUGCAACUCCAAAAAUCAGGGCGAGAAGGAAAUGUACACCUUGGGAAUCACUAACUUCCCCAUUCCUGGCGAGCCCGGAUUCCCGCUCAAUGCCAUGUAUGCAAAGCCAGGAAACAGGCAGGAAGACGAGAUGAUGAGGGGUUACUUGCAGCAGAUCAGGCAAGAAACUGGCCUGAGACUUUGUGAAAAAGUGUUUGAUCAACAGACUGACAAACCCAGCAAGUGGUGGACAUGCUUUAUAAAGAAGCAGUUCAUGAACAAAAGCCUGUCAGCGCCUGGGCAGUAAUAAUGUUACAAAUGUGCAACAUCAGGCCAAUGUGUCACGCAGCAAGAUGUACAAAGUUUUUGUUUUGUCUUGUAAGAUUUUAUACCGGGUUUGGUUAUAAUAAAAGAACAGUGUCAUUCUGAAGAGUUUUUCACUUGAAUGUGAACAAGAUUAACUGCUUGAUUUGUUAUUUACUUGAAAGCUUCUACCUAAUGGCUGAUCUUUAAAAAUACGUCUGCAGAAUUUGGUGCCUAAACAGUGUUUAGUAGAUUAGUUAACACAAGGUAAUGUCUUUGGUAUUUCAAAGCUGUACCUUGAUUCCCUGUUGGUCUUCUUAUUGCAUAUUGUGCAUCGGAAAAGAGUACCUAAUCAUUUAAAGAUUCCUGCACAACUAUAUUAGUAUUAACAGCAAAGGUCCUAUUGCUCCUGUAACUGGCAUUGGAUUGCCAUUAUGAAAUUAGUUGUGAUUUGUAUAACAAUUCAUAGUUCAGGUGUAUGAAUGUGAUUUUCUAAAUUGUAUAACACAAAAAGAGUUAAUUGAAAGCUUUUAGAUUAAUAAGGCUUUAUCAAAGAUUUAGCUGAUGUGAAUUUUUUUUAAAAAGCUCAAAUAAAAUGCUAAAUAUCUAAUAGA